Messenger RNA from Euleptes europaea (tarantolino), 1542 nucleotides. It is a transcript of the gene IRF5, whose product is annotated as interferon regulatory factor 5. Gene Ontology annotation, cellular component: nucleus. NCBI's taxonomy places the organism in Eukaryota, Metazoa, Chordata, Lepidosauria, Squamata, Sphaerodactylidae. The record is from RefSeq and is a predicted model, not a curated record. Bases 19 to 1542 code for a protein of 507 amino acids. The transcript is spliced from 8 exons. Gene Ontology annotation, molecular function: protein binding; DNA-binding transcription factor activity, RNA polymerase II-specific; RNA polymerase II cis-regulatory region sequence-specific DNA binding. Gene Ontology annotation, biological process: immune system process; regulation of transcription by RNA polymerase II.
GCAGCCGGCCGCGUCACCAUGAGCUCCCAGCCCCGCCGCAUCCGUCUGAAGCCCUGGCUGGUGGCGCAAGUGAGCAGCGGUCAGUACCCAGGCCUCUGCUGGGUGGAAACGGAGCACAAGAAGUUCUGCAUCCCCUGGCGCCAUGCCACGCGGCACACGCCCAGCCAAGAAGACGAGAACACCAUUUUCAAGGCCUGGGCGAAAGAGACCGGCAAGUACAAUGAAGGGGUGGACGAGCCGGAUCCUGCCAAGUGGAAAGCCAACCUGCGCUGCGCUCUCAACAAGAGCCGGGAGUUCAACCUCAUCUAUGAUGGGACGAAGGACACCCCCAUGCAGCCCUACAAGAUCUACGAGGUUUGCGAUGUGCCGCAGCCCAACGGAGAAGCCUUUGCCGGCGACGAAAAUGCCGGAGGGGAAGAGGAGGAGGAGUUGCAGAAGAUCAUGCCAGCGCUGAAGAUUGCAGAUCCUAGCCACGCCGUGGAGCCGCUGCCCCCGUACCCGUGGCUGAAGCAAGAGGUCCCCUACCACAGCUCUUGCGGCAAUGGGCAUUUCCCACACUUGGGGCCCCAGGAUGUCCCCGGCGUGUCCCCGCCGCCUCCCCAUGCUGGGCCUCCUUCAGCCUUCGCCGUUGGAGGGGAUCACACCGCACCGAACUUUGCCGAAACGGCCAGCCGGAUGCCGCUGGCGCCUCUCGUCCCCGGGGCCAUGGAGUCAUUGCCACAGGCGGUCUGUCCUGCGGCCCCCGUGGAGCAGUGCUUCCCCAACUUACUGAUUAGCCCCCACAUGCUGCCAUUGACAGACCUGGACAUCCGGUUCCAGUACCGCGGCCGCUCGGUGGGCAACCUGACCAUCAGCAACCCCCACGGCUGCCGCCUCUUCUACAGCAACCUGGAGCCAACUCAGGAGCAGGUGGAGCUGUUUGGGCCGGUGACGGUGGAGCAGGUGCGCUUCCCCAGCACAGAUGCCGUGCCAAACGAGAAGCAGCGCUUCUAUACCAACCAGCUGCUGGAGUUCUUGGAUCGGGGCCUCAUCCUGGAGCUGCAGGGCCAGGACAUCUACGCCAUCCGGCUGUGCCAGUGCAAAGUCUUCUGGACGGGGCCCUGCGCGGGCGAGCUGGCUGGCCCCAACCCCAUCGAGCGCGAGAAGAAAAUCAAGCUCUUCAGCUUGGAGAACUUCCUCAACGGACUCAUCAUGUUCCAGAAGGGUCAGAGCACUGUGCCGCCGCCCUAUGAGAUCUUCUUCUGCUUCGGAGAAGAAUGGCCAGACCAUAAACCCAAGGAGAAGAAGCUGAUCACAGUCCAGGUGGUACCAGUGGCCGCCCGCCUCCUCUUGGAAAUGUUCUCCGGGGAACUGUCCUGGUCAGCCGACAGCGUCCGCCUCCAGAUCUCCCACCCGGAUCUCAAGGACAAGAUGGUUGAGCAGUUCAAGGAGCUGCACCAGCUGUGGCAAACCCAGCAGAAUGUCCAGCUCCAAACCCUGGAGCCGGCGGGACCAGAAACGUGGCCGAUGCAGACCAACGCCACCGAACGCAUGCACCAGUGA